GCCGCCAUCACAGCUGCGCCCAUCGGCAUCACGUCUCAGCUCUCGCAGCCGACCGAGUGGCAUCAGACCUGUAGCCGGUUUAUGUGCCGGGAGGAGUGGGCCAACGAGAGCCACCGCUACGCCUACACAAUAACUUUGUUGACGCUCCAAUACAUAUUCCCAGUAAUAUGUCUGCUGGUGACGUAUACUAUGAUUGUGUACAUGGUGUGGAAUCGAGCCCAGCCUGGUGAGGAAUACCACCUAAGGGAAGUACGCGCGCUGAACGCCCGAAGGAAGGUUAUCGUUAUGAUGAUCGCUGUCGUUACAGCAUUUAUGAUUUGUUGGCUGCCACUGAACGUUCUCCUACUAGUGGUCGAGCACCAGCCGGCGAUCGAGCAGUGGGCCGGCCUGCCGUACUUGUACCUGUUCUGCCACUGGUUUGCCAUGUCGCACGCGUGUUGCAACCCCAUCAUCUACAGUUGGCUCAACGCGCGAUUCAGAGCCGGCUUCUGCCUCGGCCUGUCCAAGAUGCCAGUCAUCGGCAAGUGGAUCCCACACCACACUAUACUAGACGCUGCCGACCUCGUGGCUGGCCGUUCGAGGAGGCCUUCCCUGAGACCAGACCUGGCGGCUCAGCAGCGCCCCUUCGCCAACCGCGCGUCGCGCCCGACGUCGCUGUCUACGGCGACGACCACGUGGAGCGCCGAUUCGCCGUUGGCCACAGACGCCACGUUCCGCUUCCCGGAGACGCAGCAGCCGGCCCCUGCCCUGCGCCGCUCCCGGUCUGUAGCGAGCAGCUCGAGGCCCAGAACAAGGAACAGUACCGAGCAGCCCUUAACAGACUUGGACAUAGGCGCGGUCUUAACACCGCCCUCACGCCCGCUACUCACUCGACAGAGCAGCGUACCACCUCAACGAGCUCUCUGCCAGUACCAGGAUAUAGAAGAGGAAGCAACUGACGUGGUGCAAGAGAACGGAGGGAGGAUUUGGCCUAUUGGAAACAAUCCCAGCUCCAGCCGUCACUCGAGGUCCUUUAGGCGACGCACGACCUCAGCACCGUUAGUAGAGCCCACAGUCCACAACCAGACCAUGCAACGUAGACGACAGGCAGAAUCACCAUCCCCAUCUAGUUCUAACGAAAUGGAUAUUGAAGACGUGACUGAGGUCGCAGAGGCCGACCAGCACUGGAUGUUUGCUCGUGUAUACGGUCCCAGCACCAGUCGUGGCUCGGGGCACGUCUCACGUCGCGCCACCUCCGCGCCGUCAGUGGAGACUACGAUCGAGAUGCAGAACAUGCACCGCAGCAGGCGGGACGCCGAGUCCUCCUCGCCGCAGGCCCGAUCAUUUGUCACAAGGCAGACCGCCCAGCAGGGCAGCAUUAAUGGUUCAGUGACGACGUCUCCUCACCGCCGCAUGUCCCGCAGACUGACGGCAUCGGCACGUGACGAGCAGCUGAGACGCCACGCGCAGGACUUGGCCCCCCUGGCGCGCAGCAGCUCGGGCUCUCGGAGUCCUUCCCCACGUCCUGCUCGAGUGUCUCUCAGGAAGUACAAGUCGGUGCGCAAUGCGCAACAGCGGGGCGGCGACGAAGCCUCUGUUACGCUGCAGGUUGAAAGCAGCUCAGAUUCAGAGAGCCCUGUCGUGCGCUUUAUUAGACGCAUUGCGUGCAGAGAGGAAACAGAGGCCGGAAUGGAGACACGGCGGGGACCUGAGGCCGAGUCGUUGCCUCCACCUCCGCCUCCGCCACCGCGGACCAACUCAAUCGGGCUGCCAGCCGUUUGCUUCGAUCUCCAGCGUCCGGCUCCAGCAAACGACUUUCAAGGACACCUGGAACACGCUUUGCGGACGGUUGCCUGACGAACGGUUGGGGCUGUUGCCCUCGUAGGUCGUUCCGGACCUGAGGGACAGCGCCUAACGUUCAACUCGCUGACCACACACAUCGAGGAGGCUGUGGAGCAAACACGCCUCGAAUACGAUAUGAAGAGGCGUCGCGGCGAGAGGGACCGUAGGUGCCUAGAGCGCCUCGAAGCACAGCGGCAGGCUCUGUGCGCCAGUGCCGGCAGCGCUGAGAGCGUGCAGCCUGAUCCACAGCAGC
Schistocerca gregaria is the source of this 2074-nucleotide messenger RNA. RefSeq names its product serine/arginine repetitive matrix protein 1-like. The record is from RefSeq and is a predicted model, not a curated record. Lineage: Eukaryota; Metazoa; Arthropoda; Insecta; Orthoptera; Acrididae. Gene Ontology annotation, molecular function: neuropeptide binding; neuropeptide receptor activity. Gene Ontology annotation, biological process: G protein-coupled receptor signaling pathway. Bases 82 to 1836 code for a protein of 584 amino acids. Gene Ontology annotation, cellular component: neuron projection; plasma membrane. The transcript has 8 exons.